GUAUAUUGUCUUCUCUUGCUUACGAAGCCUCCACCCACCGGCCCACCCUACAUUUAGCGGAUCAUGUGACCGUGGUAAGUCAUUUGCAAGUACAACAGUUCUCUGUGAGCUCCCAUUCAUUUCCUGAGAACUGCCCUGAGCAGCUGAGAGGAGCAGAGAGGGGAGGGAGUCACAGAGAGACAGAGCGGACUGUAUAAGGAAGACAGUUUCUGUCGCUCGGCAGCUUCUGCUCAGACGCCAUCAAAAACAGGAUGUUAAUGCUAGACGGAAUGCCUGCAGUCCGAGUCAAAGCAGAACCUCUGGAAUCUGAGAGAGGGUCACCCAGAGUGCACAGUUAUCCUGAUAUGGAGGCCAUGCCACUUAUUCUCAGCAAAGUGAAGGCGGAACCUCCAGAAGAUCUGCUCUCUCAUGAGCAGUUCCAGACUCAGACCGAACCCGUGGACCUGUCCAUCAACAAGACACGGACAUCAUCUCCAUCAUCCAACACCUCACCCAUUACCUCAGCCUUCUCUCCGUCCUCUUCUUCAUCAUCGUCACCUUCAGUAAUCACCUCGGUCUCCUCGGGAAUGCAAUCCGUGUUGACGCCCGGGCCCUUGGUUGGAUCUCAAGGAGUUAGGGGCCAGCAAUUUUUGCACAUCAUCCACCCCGUACCCCCCUCAAGUCCCAGUAAACUGCCUAGCCAGGUGCACCGUAUCCCUGUGGUGGUGCAGUCAAUGCCCUUUAUGUACACCACAGCAGUACGCUCCCCCUCCACCAUCAACUCCACCAUCAUGUUACCUCUACUGGACGAGGCCAAGUUUCAUGCACAAACAGGCCCCAAUGGCCUGUCGCCAAGACAAAUCAAAAGUGACAGUGAUGAUGACGACCUGCCAAACGUGACCUUGGACAGUGUUAAUGAAACCGGAUCCACAGCGCUGUCUAUAGCACGGGCCGUGCAAGAUUCCAUGUCACCAUUCAGUAUUGAGAGCAUUCGACGACCACAGCCACCUGAAUCACCAGACUCCAAAAAGAGACGCAUCCACAGGUGUGACUUUGCAGGCUGUAAUAAAGUUUAUACCAAGAGCUCACACUUAAAGGCCCACCGGAGGACACACACAGGUGAGAAGCCAUACAAGUGCACCUGGGACGGCUGCACGUGGAAGUUCGCCCGCUCGGACGAGUUGACGCGGCAUUACCGGAAACACACGGGAGUCAAACCCUUCAAAUGCGGAGACUGUGACCGAAGCUUCUCUCGCUCAGACCAUCUGGCCCUGCACCGCCGCAGACACAUGCUGGUCUGAUCUGGGUUUUCUCAACUCGUUUCUACUUACACACACACAAGGGAGAGCUGGGUCUCCCCCAAUAGUGUUCAGCUGGGCUGGACACCACAGACAUGGCCGCCCCUGCCUGAAAGCGAAGAUCGGGCUACAGAUAUAAAGGAGUAUAAUGCUUUUCACACAGAAGAGUCAUACAUGAUUCAUUCAGGAACGGAGGAUGGCUCAUCUACAGGCAGCCUGUCAUCUUAAAAUUUGGAGUCCAGGAUGUCUGUAUCUCAAUCACUGCUUGGGCACAUCAUGCAUUUGAAAGAAUUCUUCACUUGUACAAAUGGUUUGUUUUCUGGUUUGUCUUUUCGAAUCAUCGCUCUUAAAAAAUGGCUGCUUUUUAGCCACCAUCUACAAUGUGAAGAAAUACAGAAUGGAUUGAAUAUGCUUGACACGGUAAUGAAGGCGAUGGGAAGAUGGAUCAUGAAUAGUAUUGUUGCACAAUUUACCUUUUAGAAAAUCAAGAGCCUGGAAGAUCUAAAGAGGAUCAGAACAUUGUGAUGAUGAUGGAUGAGAGAUUUUGGGAAGAACGUUAGGAAGAACAGAGGUGAACUUCUUUAGGUCAACACUCCAUGACACAAACAAACAAUCAACAUUUUUAUUUAUGCUCAUUGUAUCUUCUGUUCCUCUAGGUUCUGAAAUUGUUAGCUUUGAUACAAUUUGCAUUAAAUUAGAUUUUUGAAUUAAACAAAUUAUUGUAAUAUUAUAGGCGGGAUGCAUGGAAAACACUGGAAAAGGGAGUCGGGCAGAGUACCAAAUCACACUUGUAGCCGAUCAGCAGUAAAGGUCAUGCCUACUAACCGACAUCGUUGCCUGGGUUGCGUAUGUGUGGGGUGGGUCUAUCAAAAGAAUGUCCUGGGGCCUUAUUUAUAAAAGUGCAAUGUAGGAACUAUCCUACAUAUAAGACCAUUUCUGAAAUUAGCGUACGUGUGAUUCAGACGCAAAAUUUAUAAACCGCACACCUGGAAAAGAGCCGUACGCACACACAAAAACAUGCGUACAGCUCUUUUCCAGAUGUGCGGUUUAUAAAUCAAAAAUGAACUUGAAAUUGUGCGCAGCUGAAUGCUCUUAGAACUCCGCCUUGUAAACGCCCCUAGUUUAAUUCAUCAGCAUUUAAAUAUUAAAUUAUCAAAGGCCAAAUUCUCUGACUGUUACAAUGGCGAGUGGUAAGAUAACAUAUUUGUUGUCGUUUGCUUACGUUUUUAAUAAUUAAAAUUCUAACAUGGAAACUUUAUUGACAUCACUCGAGCUAAGGCGAUUAUUUGUGGACCUUUUAAUUCAUGGGUUUCAUUUAAAUAUAUUUUUUACACAUAAACGUAAUAUUUGUGUCUUAAAAGUUUUGUUUCAGUUUGCCAUGCUUCCUGCACGGCGGUGUAAAAAUAAGAGAUUUUUCAACUUUAAAAUUCAAAGAUCGUAUCCUAAACUGUCGGAAUAUGUUCCAUAUGGAUUCAUUUGGAUUUACAGAUGUUUAACAUUAAAAUCGAUGCAUGGGAAUUAAAUGCCGCAGGCUUUAAAAUUUCCUUUCAUGUCAUUUUAAUCAUUUAAUUCGAUCAUUUUUACUUUCAUUAAAUAAAGCACAUGUUCUGUAACACCGCGAAACAAUUUUUUGUUAUAUUUUUAAAUAUUUUAUGAAAAGAUGACGAACUAGAAAAUAAUUUCCUGAAAACGUAUGUCCACCCUUUUGCAUCGGAAUAGCCCAAAAUUUUAAAAUAUCAAAAUAGGCCAACAUAUUUUGAUUAACCUGAUAAGGAACACUGUGCCGUACACGGCACAGCCCCUCCCUUGCACGUGAGGAUGCAUAAACGUCAUUGUAACUUUGAAGCAUUAAAUCUUCAAAAUAUACGGUCAUGCGGCACAUCGUUGGAAAGCUUAGACUUUCGGGAUUCCAUUAAGCGCACACACAAAGCAUAAUAUGAUUUAUAGCAGUCAUAAAACUGUAAUCUAGUUGUUAGUUACCUGAACCGGGCGGCGCCGAUUUAGGAUAUUUACUUACCUUCAAAAUCUUCCCUUUAUCCGCUUCGGUGAAAUCGUCCAAAACAAAUUGUUCAUAAAUCCCCAAAAGUCCAAGGAAAUGGAAUAUCCAAGCCUUUUAAUCCAAAACGAUUUGUUCAUCUCACAAUUUUGACAUUUCUGACCAAAUUACGAUAUAAAUACUGUAAACAAUUAGUUCACUAACGGACAUUCGUUCGAAUCUCACUUUUCAUUCACGAUUUAUAAUGAAUAUAUGCGGAUGUCACGUUUAUUGUGCAACGUCUGAGGAACAAAUACGCCCCCUUGUGGAAUUUCAGCCGUUCCAUAAGAGGCUACAAUAUAUUCUAAAACCUUGUUAAAUUAUUUUAAAGUAGAAGAGGUAGAAUACUAUUCUCUAUAGGCCAUUUUCUGUGUGCAUAACUGUUGCAUGCACACGUUUUUUUUUACGUUUCCAUUGUGAAUAAACAAACAGCGCCGUUUAGGCUACAUGCUUCGUCCUUGUUGCAUAAAUUCAUUAAGAUCAUUCUGAACAGAUUUCUGUAGUUCAAACAACUCUGAAUUGAAAUUGAGAACAUCACGGCGCACUAUUAAAACAUUGUCGGGUUCAGGCUCAUAAUUACAGCUAAUGUGUCGGGCCGGACUCAGACACAACGUGCAUGGGCUUCGAUAGGGUCGGGCUUGGUUUUUUUGGGCCCGAUCUAAGCUCUAAUACAGAUGACGACGUGGAAACUGCAUGUUGGCGCUGUAAAAGUUCCAAAUAAGCCUACCUGCAAUAUUGCCACAAGGAAAUGUUUUAUAAACCUGAGCGUUGGAGUGGAUUUGAGCAUACACAUGGUCUUAGAUCAAAUCUGUGCGUAAACACGCUUUAUAAAUGAGGCCCCAGAUUCUAUUGUGGUAGGGGCGUGUUUGUUUAGGUGAUUUCAAAUAUCAACAUUGGCUUCCAGAGAUCAUGCACCCCGCCUUUAACUAAAUGCUAAUUUUAGGGGAUUUGCUUAGACAGGUAAUGGAAGAAUAGCAAUAUAUUCAUUCUGAACUCCUGAGAGGAAAUAUUGGCCUGGUUCACUUAUAUCAGGUGGCUUGAAACAUGGACAAAACUUUCGAUUCAUAUCAGUGCCACUUUUUUCAACAAUUGAAAUACCUCUAUUUAUAGUGGAUUUCUAGCUACUACAUUUUGAAGGAGUAUAUGUACUGUAAUAUCUUUAUACAGUAUGCAGAGAAAGUCUCUGUUUUCCUUUCUUUUGAAAUAUGAAGCUUAAUUGCUCAGCUGUGAGUGUUAAUGGCCAGUUGAACAGCUUUAACAGCCCAAAUGUAAGAAACUGGCUUUGUUCUUAACCCUAUAUUUACCAUUAAGUGGUCAUCUUAUAUACGGGACUAAAUGCAAAAACAACUUUUCUUUUGGUAUAAGCAUCACACCAAUUCAACAACUCCCAAAGCAGGCAGUAGAGGGCAGUGCAGUGAGUUUUAAAAAGUGAUCUGAUAGAUUCCAGAAUUUUUAGUGUUUGGUGUAUUUCAUGUUUUUAUUUUUUUUUUAAGUCAUUUAUGCAUUCAUGCUCCCGUGUUGGAGUACCAUGAUGUAAAGAGAUUAAAUGAUUUACUGAGCCAUAUCCAUUGUUAUUAGAAUCUGUACCAAUAUUCAGUAUCUAUACUGUAUAUACAGCCUCAUACAUUACACUACAUAACAAAGAUACUCGAAUGAAGCAAUACAUCCCAGUUGUGAAUACAGCUAAUAAAGCAGCUGUAAAUACAGUUUGUGUUAUAGCUAUACAUCUUCACUAAACUAUGUUGACAUGGAUUGUAACAGGAGAGCUGUCACGCAAGCUGCCUUCUGCACUUGUGAUCCAUAAGCACUUUUAAGUGGCAAGCCACCACGAUCACUUCUCCGAUGAUGGGAAACCAGCAGAUUUUAUAAAGCAUGGCUGAUCAAAUAUGCUGAUAAAGUCAUAGAUGCUGGGACAUCACAAGUAAAUUAAUGGUAAAUGUGGUGAAACGCUGUAUCAAUCCAUAAAAAAGCAACAUUGCUGAGAUAACUUAGAGAUAACUUGACCAAUUCGUUUCUAGUUACUUUGUAUGUUUUGAAGUAUUACAUUCUACCAUGUUCUUUAGUACAUGUAUGUAUUUGUGUGUACACAUGCGUGUGUUGUAUAUGGGCUUGAACAUAACAUGAGCACCUUGUUUCUAUGAAGUAAUUAUUUUAAAACAUGACAUUAAUCUUCAAUGUAUCUUAUCAUCAUAUUUUGUAUUUUUGAGGUGUGACACUUCAUCUGCAUAUGACUAUUUUCUGUACAAAAAAAAAUACUUUUAAAAAUGUUGUAAUAUAUGUGAAAGUGAAAAGCUAUCGCUCAGUUUUACAGGCUGUAAAUACCUAUCAAAAAUAGGGCUUUUUUAAAAUACAAGGGAUUAUCUUUAUACAUAUGCAGAUUUUUUCAGAGACGCUGUUUUGGGUAAAAGGAUAAAAAGCGUUCAACUGGGCUGUGCGAGAGAAUGCAGAAGGCUCUGUCGUCUUUAACGCACAGUUAGUUGCAUGCCAUUUCUUUGAAUAAUCGAAUCAAAUGUGCAUCACAGUAUUCGGGCAGUGCUGCCUUAUAGUAUAUUUAGAUGGUAAUUUUUAGCAUUUUUCAGUGUUUUUGUACUGACUCUAUAAAAUGUGAUUCAAGCAUGAACCCGAUGAAAUGAAUCUCCCCUGCACAGUAUUCAAGAGUCAUCAAUAACAAAUUUACAUACAGUAUAUAGUAAAUAUUCUUGCACCAGUAUGUGUUCAACUAAAACAGUUUGCAUUACUUACCCUUCUUAUGUGGCAUUCUCAAGUUUUUUGUGGCAUAAUUUUGUAAAGGCAAACAGGGUCAAAGUUAUGCAAUAAUAAUGAGUGCCUAGUAUUAUAAACAUUAUCUCAUACACGGGACGUUUGUGCAUGGAUACUAACAAAAUAAAGUGCUCUACAAACAAGAGCACCUGAAGUUGCCUGGUUAAAGUACCCCCAAAAAAUGAAAAUAGUUGAAAUGCACUGAGCCUUAUGUACCAUUUGUCAUCAGAAGGUGAAGCUGUGAAAUUCCCAGUUAGUGUUUGUUUGAACAUUCUGUGUGUCCUACAUUUAUUUUGUAUGGUAUUUGUAUUUUACUCCCCUAUAUGGAAGGAUGCAUCAACAGGACUUAUUGUAUGGUUUCGGGCGUCCCCGGUUAUAAUAGAGCAGUCACAAGAGCCGAAUGUUAAGACACUGGUGGCAGCGUUUGUUUUUUUGGUAAUUCCUCUGUGAACAACAUUGAUCCCUCUCGAGUCUCUGUAAAAUAUUGCUUUUGUUUCUAUAUUUACUUACUUUGGAAUCAAAAUAUUUACUCCGUUGCCUUUGUUUCUUGUUUUGCUGAUAUUCUGUAAUUAUCUUUCUUGUAUUUAUGUAUAGUAGUGUGUGUAUUGUAAAUAUAUUCAGAGGUUUUUUGUUGUAAAGUUGUUAUAUUUUACCCUGAUACACUUCAAAGGGAGUCCCUUUACAUUAAACCCUGUUGGAGGAUGUCACGUCCCGGUCAUUUCAAAGGUUGAACAUGUUUUCAGCUUUAUUUCGGUUUUUCAGAGGUCGUCUAAAUAUUCUGUGCUUUUUGCUAUUCUCUGUAUUUUCGUUUUCCAGAAGAUUGAGCUGUGAAUUGAAAUUGAGGUUACACUUGUUUGAUAAUCUAAUCGGAGGCAUGGAAGUUAAUAAACUUGCAUUUUGUAUGGAACAUGAA
Molecule: messenger RNA, 6985 nt
Organism: Misgurnus anguillicaudatus (oriental weatherfish)
Lineage: Eukaryota; Metazoa; Chordata; Actinopteri; Cypriniformes; Cobitidae
Gene: klf12b
Product: Kruppel like factor 12b
Biological process (GO): regulation of transcription by RNA polymerase II
Molecular function (GO): DNA-binding transcription factor activity, RNA polymerase II-specific; RNA polymerase II cis-regulatory region sequence-specific DNA binding
Source: RefSeq, a predicted model, not a curated record